AGUCGCGAUAUAACAUUAUAGUGCGUUGUACCGAGUGGCGCGGUGACACACUGAAACAGUGAAAUCAAACCGCCAGCAUAAUGUACGGCAAUCAGCGCUCGAGUCGCUAUCGGCAAUCGCUCAUCGGCCAUCAGCCAUAACGCAGCCGUUCAGGCGUUCGCUCAGUGCGCCGGGCUGAGUAGUUGCCGUCGUUGUGUUGCGCGCGUGCGCCCCGUCGUACGGUCAACGUCGCCGCCACACUGUUAAUUUGUCGUCGGACGGGGGCAAAGUACACGUUUUGCCGUGCUGUUCGCCGCCAAGUCUCACUCGUCGGUCACCGUCGUCGUUUGAAUAAUUUUUCUCACCUGCACGCUGUCUCGUACGUCGUUUCUCAUCAUCGAGUCCGUCGACGGCGCAUCGUACAAAAGAGCAGAUUUCGUGUGAAAAAGUUCGCACUUUUUUUUUUCCCGUUAAUUAAUUUGAACAAGGUGAUUGAAGAUGCCGAGAACUAGCAGUCGUAAAAGGAACAGCCGUCGAAUUGAUAGUACAGUUAGGGUGACUUCCAAUUUAUCACCAAACGCACCAGAAUUUGUUCCCAAUGCAAAUGAUGAGACUACUGCUAAUCAAAGAGAAAAUAUAGUAAUUCAGUCAAUGACAUUUUGUGGAAGUUCCAGUGCAUCAAAUAGUAGUGGAAAUAGUAGUAACUCUACCUAUGAAGCUACAAGUAUAUCAUCUAUACCAGAUACAUCAAAAAAUAAGGGUCAAAGAGAUUUACUUAUUAACCUUUUGAAUGAAAGCAAAGUAGAUUGUGUAAUAUGUUAUGAACGAGCUAAAAACGUAGAACAGAUUUGGAACUGUCGUAAUUGUUACCAAAUUAUGCAUUUAAAAUGUGUAAUAGUUUGGUUCGUUAAAUCCCAUCGUAGUGCGAUCUGGAGAUGUCCAGCUUGUCAAUGUGAAGUGAUUGGAAAACCAAAAUAUGUGUGUUUUUGUGGUACUGUUCCAAAUCCAUAUCAUAACAAUGUGGACAUACCUCAUUCUUGUGGUCAAGUUUGUGGGUUGCAAAAAAAAAAUCCUAAUUUAGAUUAUGAUGAUUGUCAUCAUAAGUGUACACUACUUUGUCAUCCUGGUCCUUGUCCACAAUGUGUUGUACAAGUUUUAAGAUCAUGUGGAUGUGGAAAAAAACGAGUUUAUGCUCUAUGUGGACAGUCAACCAAGGUAGUCUGUAACAAUGUUUGUCUUAAGAAAUUAAACUGCCAAAUCCAUGAAUGUGAAAAAAUGUGUCAUGCUGAUAGCUGCGAACCAUGUAAUAAGGGCUGUCCUCAAAUGUGUUAUUGUGGUAAAUCGGAGCGACAAGUACCAUGCACUGUAGAGAAUGCCAUGGUGAUGUAUUACAGCUGUGGAAGUCUGUGUGAAAAAAAAUUGUCUUGCGAAAAUCACUUAUGCCAGAAACUGUGUCAUGUUGGUCCAUGUGAGCCAUGUAAAGCAUUAUCUGUUAAUACAUGUCCUUGUGGAAAACGGCCAUUAACUGAAGAUGAACUUAGCUCCCGUACAUUAUGCACACAACCAGUACCCACAUGUGACCAACCAUGUGGAAAACCUCUAGAAUGUGGUCCCCCAGAAAAUCCUCAUCUAUGUGAACAAAAGUGUCAUGAAGGCCCGUGUGUUCGUUGUGAACUAAAAACCAAAUAUGUAUGUAAAUGUGGUAGUAGAUCCAAGGAAAUAAAAUGUAAUUCUGUGACCAGUGAAUUGACUUGCAAAAAAAAAUGUAACAAGAUGAUGUCUUGCGGUAAACAUAGAUGUAUGACAGUAUGUUGUAAUGCACAAGAACAUGUAUGUACCAGAACUUGUAACGGACUAUUAAAUUGCCGUAUACAUCGUUGUGAUCGUGUAUGCCAUACUGGUAGCUGUGCAAUGUGCUAUGAAGCAAGUUUUGAAGAGUUGUAUUGUCGAUGUGGCAAUAGUUUCAUUACUCCUCCUAUCAGUUGUGGUACUCGUCCGCCAUUAUGUACAUUACCUUGUUCAAGAGAACAUGAAUGUGGUCAUCCAGCUACUCAUAUAUGUCAUGACGAGGAAGAAUGCCCUCCUUGUAUAGCUUUGACUGAAAAAUUGUGUUUUGGUGGUCAUGAGCUGCGAUUUGCUAUACCAUGUCAUAUAAAAAACGUGUCGUGUGGAAUGCCAUGCGGAAUUCCACUUCCUUGCAAUAGACAUACUUGUGCCAAACCAUGUCAUGCACCGCCAUGUAAUACAGGUCCUUGUCGGUUACCAUGCAAUUUACCAAAGUUGGAUUGUAAUCAUCCAUGUUCUAAACCUUGUCAUAAUGGUCCGUGUCCGUCAAUAGCAUGCAAAAUAAUGGUGAGUGUUAGUUGUAUUUGUGGAAAUUUGACAGAAGUUAGGAUAUGUUCUGAUCCCAAAUUGGUUGAAUAUCGCCUUCAAGUUAAAGCACAAUCAAUGAGCUUACUAGACAAUAUUGUUGACUCAUCGCCAACUAUAAAAUCAUAUAAAAUUUUGGAGUGUACAACAGAAUGUGCUAAAUUAGAAAGAAAUCGUCGUAUUGCCCUAGCACUUCAAAUUCGCAAUCCAGAUUUAUCUCCCAACGUCACUCCACGGUAUUCAGAUUUCAUGAAAGAAUUUGCGAAAAGAGAUGCGCCGUUUUGUAAUUAUGUCCAUGAAAAACUUGCUGAAUUAGUAACUAGUGCUAAACAAUCUAAACAAAAUUCUCGAAGUCAUUCAUUUGAAGUAAUGAGGUAUGAAAAACGAAAAUUGAUUCACGAAUACAGUGAACAUUUUGGAUGUGAAUCAGUAGCUUAUGAUGCCGAACCAAAUAGAAAUGUUGUUGCUACAGCUCUUAAAGAAAAAUCAUGGCUUCCUAAUUAUAGUGUAGUAGAAGUUGUACAACGUGAAAGCGGAUGCCCACGAGUCAAUCCAUUUGCAAGCAUUCAAAAACGAAACACCGUUAUUUUAAACAAAAAAUUCUAAAAUAAUUAAAAUACUAUAUAUAUAUUUUAAUUUAGAAUCUAUUAAUUUUAAAAUUACCUUAAUCAUUAAAACACAUAAUUAAAAAAACGCAAUUUAAUAAUAUUAAAUAUAAAAGUAUAUAACAUUUUUUUCUUACAAUAUCAAUUUUAUUGGUUGUGGAUAUUUAUUUUUAUUAAUAGUAAUUUGUUGAUUAUUGAAUACAUAUAUGUAUUUUGAUUAAUUAAGUUAAUAAUGAUAUAUAUAUAUUUUAGACAAAUAAAACCAUUAUUUACAGUAACAUUGAGUAGUUUUUUGUUUCUAGAACUCAAGUGUUUCCUUAAGCAUGAGCACAUAACUGUGGAGUUUAGAAUAUAAGUAGGAGAUUUAUUUCAUUGUAUUUGUUAUGCAAAUAUUUGACAUAAUAUAUACCAAGUGGCAAAUUUAAAAAGCACCCUUAAUUCAAGAGGAUAAAAAAUAUAUUAUUACCUUUAUGUAAUAUUAAAAUCUGGAAGCUAAUUUUUUGGACAGCGGUAUCUGAAGUUUUAUUUGACUGACUUUCAUGAUUUUCUUUUAAAACACAAAUGCUAAAUAUGAAGAUAAGCCAUCUAAUGAGAAAACUCCAAAAAUGUAUUAAUUAAAUAGUUUUUGGAAAUGUUUUGUUUUUUGUUUACUUAUUUGCAAAGUGACAUACAUUUCUUGCAUUAUUCACGAAUACCUUAAUUAGCCCUAUUCUUACUGCUGUGCCAUUGCUGUCAUCAUCAUGAUAUAGAUUUCCUAAUUUUUAUUAAUCCUCAAUAUACUAUUUAUAAAUAUUAAAUAAAAGUUAAAUCACACUUGAUUUAUUGAGUCUUUGAAAUUGGCCAACAUUAUGGGAUUUUCGGCCAAUUUAUUUUUCAAAGUAGUAUUAUUUAAUCUAAUCGAUGGUAUUAUCAUUGAUAUAGUGAUAUGUAUUGUAUAUUAUACCAGUGGCGAACGCUGACUUCGAAGUAUUAUAAUUUACAAUUAAUAAAUUGUUGACAGAUAUACAGAAGCUGAAGGUAAAUAAUAAUCAGAUUGGACUUAUGUAAUAUAAUAAUAAGUAUAAUUAAACGAUGUACAAUACUGUUAUAAGGCGUAAUAUAAAUCAACGACUAACUGUGUACACCGACUGUACUACACAAGACAUACAUAUAUGUUAUAGACGUUAUAGUUUUAUAAAAAUGUAUAGUCAGAGUCUGCUGAACUACAGUAUGAAUAUAUUACUUAUUCACUACAUGAUACAGGGUGUUUUAUUUUAUAAUUCCAACACUUUCCCUUAAACAAUACACCCUUAUACAUCAAUAUUUAUAACUCUUAACAUCUCCCUUAGCUCAUUGAACCGCGUUCAUGGAGUUGGUUUUGUCAUAAUUUCCACUAUCUGCUCUUAGCUGGAUAAUAUGUACUCCAAUGAAAAUAAUCUCUCAUUGAACUUUUCUCUUAUAUAGUGGUAGCUAACAUCUAUGUGCUUGGUUUUUCUAUGAAACUCUGGAUUUUUUACGAGUUUAAUAGCACUCUGGUUGUCUCCAUACAUUAUUGUUGACACAAUUUUCGGCUUGUCCAGCAAUUCACCUAAAAACAAUUUUAACCAAGUUAAUUUUUGAACUGCUCGACUUAAAGCUAUGUACUCUGAUUCAGUCGUGCUAAGGCUAACACACUGUUGACGUCGUGAACUCCAUUUUAUACUUCCAGAUCCUAAUGUAAAUACUGACCCCGAUUUGUAUCUAAGUCACCUGCAUAGUCAGCAUCACUGUAUCCCUUUAACACGAGUUUUUGUCUAGAUCUAAAUAUUAAUCCAAAAUUAAUAGUUCCCUUUAAAUAUUUUAAAAUUCGUUUCACUGCUGUCCAGCGUUGUUCCUUAGGAUCAUCGAUCUGUCUACUGACUAGAUUUACUGAAAAAAUGAUGUCUGGUCUAGUAAUCUGACUGAGAUAUAAUAAGUUACCAACUGCUUCACGAUAUGGUACUUUACUAAGUUAGAUUACACUGACUGCAAUUACACGAUCAUUAAUCUUAAAUGUACAACUUUUACUGUCUGUCACCAUCGUAAUUCCUUUAUCAAGGCAUGCCUCACAAGAAAAUAAAUUUACCUUUAGAUCAGGUACAUAUAAAACAUUUUCUAAAUAGCCUUUUAUUCACUUAUUGUCAACAUAAGAAUGAAUAUUUGUUACCUUUUCCGACUGCCAUAAUAUGCUUACCAUCUCCAAUAGGUAAGUACAGGCGAAUGCACAUCAAACUUUUUAUAAUUAACGAACCACAUUUUUCGAUUUGUCAUGUGGUCGCUCGCACAUGAGUCUACUGUCUACAUACCAUUUGUCUGAAUCGUCGAUUUCUUUGUACACCAAUAAGCGCUAAACCGGAAGUUGAUUUCUUUUCUUUUUGUUCCUUUUUGAAUAUCCUGCAGUCCCUUUUCCAGUGUCCUGGUUUUUUACAAUGAUUACAUUUUCCUGGUCUUUAACUGUUGCUAAAAUUUUCGCGUUUGGCCUUUUUUGAAAAAUGUUGUUUCUGUACUUGUUGUGGCAAGUGCAUUUUUUUUGAACUUGAAAACUGGUACCUUGAGUCAAUCUAGCUUAUUCUACCAUAAGCCUCGAUGUCAGAUUUGUCACUAUGUCAGCGGCUUUACACGCACACUUAUCGUUAUCGUGUCCGUUUUUGAUUUAUAACAAAAUAUGUUUCCGGUGACUUGGAUGCUGUGAUUUUUUUCGACAAUGAGAACGAGGGUAGAAAUGACAAAAAAAUUAACUCGCGUUCAGACUUUAUUACAUCGAGGUGUGUACAUAAUAUGAAUUAUGAUACAUAAUAUUAUUAAUAUAACAAAAUAAAAUAAUACACAGUAAAACGAAGUAUGUUAUUUUUGAUAAUUAUUAAGCUUCGGCGAGAAUUUGAGUUAUAAGUUUAAUAAUAUAAAAAAUAUUAUGAAAUUUAAAAAUAUGCUGGCCGGUUGGAAUAAUAAAGUAUAUGGCUAGUAAAAACAUGUUACUAUGUACAUGGUUGUCUUGGAAAAAUUCUAAAAAACUCAGCACAGUAGCGUUUUAAGUUCACUUGCAUUUUGGAGUUUGACCAUAACGCACACGUACGUUAUAAAUUUAAUUUAAUUUAAUUUUUGCGCCUAUAUAGUAGGUAUAUUCACCAAUAGUCAAUAAUGGAUUCAAAAAAAAAAGAUGGAGACUACUACUAUGUAGUAUCUCCAAUCAACAUCGUUAUUGAAAUCCUAUUGACCGCGACUUCAAAAGUUUACAGAACUGUGAAAGACCAGAAACGAACACACAAAAGUAGGAUGGCUAGAGCGUGGCAUCGGAUAGCGACAUCGCUUUGCCGCUGUGUGUACGUGGAGGAGUGAGUUUGCAACUUCGGUCGAGUGAAACUAUAACGGAAGACGGCCCCGAUGACUAUACGGCUAGCAGCGUUCCGGCCCUGCGGUAUCUGCAUGACGGUAGCACGGGAGACGACACAUUACGACGGAAACGGUGGCGGAGACUUUACGGCGCAAUGCGGAUGAGCAACGCGAUUUAUCAUUUAGAACCGGAAACGCAGAGUGGCGUCCAGCGGGAUCUUCUCUAUAUACUCGUUCGCAGGGUUCAGUGGCGGUUGACUAUAUAUACUGGUAACAGCGGGGACGUGAUAGACGCGGCCUACUGUGGCAGGGACGCCAGGGACGAGGGUCUGUCGUCUAUCCCCGUGGUUAGUGACCGUCACCGGACACAGAUCGUUCACAGGAGUAUAGAGGAUUCCCUAGCGUAGUUCCGGCUAACGUGUCCCCGUUUUCCCAGCUCGAAAUGAAGCGUAUCGCGUUACUCGCGCCACAUAUUGUGCCGUAAAAUUUCCCCCGACAUCACCGUAAAUGGUAAAUAUAAUAUCCAUGUACUCUUUAAUUACUGAUACUUGAUACAGAGCCAUUUUACGAUAGGUUACCGAAAUUAAAAAAAUUAUAGUUUACAAUUUAUAAAAUAUAAUCCGUAAUUGAUAUUACGAAAUACGCUGGCUGGAGACAAUAUAAUGUAAUGAAUUAUAAUAUCAUAAUAAAUUUUCAUAUUUUAUACAUGAAAA
Molecule: messenger RNA, 6994 nt
Organism: Aphis gossypii (cotton aphid)
Lineage: Eukaryota; Metazoa; Arthropoda; Insecta; Hemiptera; Aphididae
Product: protein shuttle craft-like
Exons: 15
Coding region: 478-2955 (825 amino acids)
Biological process (GO): negative regulation of transcription by RNA polymerase II
Cellular component (GO): nucleus
Molecular function (GO): zinc ion binding; DNA-binding transcription factor activity, RNA polymerase II-specific; RNA polymerase II transcription regulatory region sequence-specific DNA binding
Source: RefSeq, a predicted model, not a curated record